Cololabis saira (Pacific saury) is the source of this 1318-nucleotide messenger RNA. RefSeq names its product forkhead box Q1a (gene foxq1a). Gene Ontology annotation, molecular function: DNA-binding transcription factor activity, RNA polymerase II-specific; RNA polymerase II cis-regulatory region sequence-specific DNA binding. Bases 154 to 924 code for a protein of 256 amino acids. NCBI's taxonomy places the organism in Eukaryota, Metazoa, Chordata, Actinopteri, Beloniformes, Belonidae. Gene Ontology annotation, biological process: regulation of transcription by RNA polymerase II; cell differentiation; anatomical structure morphogenesis. The transcript has a single exon. The record is from RefSeq and is a predicted model, not a curated record.
CAGUGUUUUGGCAGGUAUGAUUGAAAAAACACGCUGCAUUGGAAAUAGUUCAAGGACUUUCACGUCUUGACGCACAAAAAAGGCUUUCCGCGAAGAGCUCUCUUGGACUUUAAACGGAUCUGUUAUUCUCAACAACAAAAAAAACCUGUAAAGAUGAAGCUGGAGGUGUUGCGUGGGGGCUUAUAUGAGAUUAAAAACACCGAAGUGUCCAGUGAUGCAGAGAGCAAUGCACAGUCGUUUGUGUGUGCAGAGGAGGAGCUGGGGUCGGAUGGAGACUGCGCGGCGCACAGCCCUCCACCUGUCAGUGCGUGCGGGGGCAGCAAGUCCAAGCCCUACACACGGAGACCCAAACCCCCGCUGUCCUACAUCGCUCUCAUCGCCAUGGCCAUCCGUGAUUCUCCCUCCGGACGCCUGACUUUGGCAGAUAUAAACGACUACCUAAUGAAGAAUUUCCCGUUUUUCAGGGGCAGCUACACUGGCUGGAGAAACUCGGUGCGACAUAACCUGUCCCUGAAUGACUGUUUUCUCAAGGUGCUUCGGGACCCUUCCAGACCCUGGGGAAAGGACAAUUACUGGAUGCUCAACCCGAACAGCGAGUACACGUUCGCUGACGGGGUGUUCCGGCGUAGAAGGAAGCGCAUUAACGGAAAACACAGCCGGGAGAAGGAGGUGUGCGAGCCGGCGGAGGAACCGGGGAGCUCCGGGCACCAGCCCGCUGCUGCGACCCCCGCGGCUCAUCCCUCUCCCAAGUUCACAAGCUCAUUUGCUAUUGAGAGCAUCCUCAGCAAGCCGUUUAAAAGGGACUUGAACAAAGAAUAUUUCCCUAUAUUUCCUCCCAUCUCCUGGCAGCCCUACACUGAGCUGUUGGUGCGUCAUUCAGAAGCCCCUACGUCAUAUAAAGCCUCAUUUAUGGUUCUGCGUUAAAUCAACGCAGGGCCUACGCCGUAGGGUACGCGUUAUGUAACGCAGUACCAUAAAUCAUCAUUAAGGCAUCCUGUCAUUUGUACCCCUGCGUGCAGAACAAUUACGCUGCUGGGCUUUCAAAGAUGAGCAGGAAAAAGAAAACCUUUUUUUUUUUCCUAACGUUAUGUUGAAAUCUUAAUUUGCAUUUGACUUAACUGUGGGGGUACGACUUUUAUUUUAAACCACCCCGACACUGUCUUUAUUUAAUCCUCCAUUAACUAUUUGUUGUUACUGAAAAAUAUAUAAUUGACGUUGCUAUUUGUUGAACAAACAAGAGAAAAUGUGAAUUUUGACUGUUAUGCUCUCCUUUUUUUUUUCUUUUUGUAAAAUGUAAAAUAAAAAGCAACUCAAUGAC